AUGGGUAAUUAUGUUUCUUAUCAACAUAUUUCUUCACCAUAUCAAGCAUAUAUAGCCAACAUCUCCACUGAUGUGGAACCAUCCACAUAUGAAGAAGCUAUAACAGACUCUAAAUGGGUUCAUGCUAUGACUCAAGAGCUGCAGGCUUUGAAGGAUAAUGGGACUUGGAAAGUUGUUCCCUUGCCUCAUAAUCAGCCAGUUAUUGGGUGUAAAUGGGUUUUUAAAAUCAAGUACAGGUCUGAUGGUACUGUAGAAAGGUAUAAAGCAAGGCUUGUAGCUAAGGGGUACAAUCAAACUGCUGGAAUUGAUUAUCAAGAGACCUUUUCACCAGUUGUGAAAAUGGUGACAGUAAGAACCGUUGUUGCAUUAGCUGCUGCUGAGAAUUGGCCAUUGUUUUAA
This is a messenger RNA of Solanum verrucosum, 399 nucleotides long. RefSeq lists its product as uncharacterized. The transcript has a single exon. NCBI's taxonomy places the organism in Eukaryota, Viridiplantae, Streptophyta, Magnoliopsida, Solanales, Solanaceae. The record is from RefSeq and is a predicted model, not a curated record. The coding region runs from base 1 to 399 and encodes 132 amino acids.